Messenger RNA from Rangifer tarandus platyrhynchus (Svalbard reindeer), 4611 nucleotides. The record is from the annotation of a GenBank genome assembly. Lineage: Eukaryota; Metazoa; Chordata; Mammalia; Artiodactyla; Cervidae.
AUGACCACAUUCAAGGAGGCAGUGACCUUCACGGAUGUGGCUGUGACCUUCACGGAGGAGGAGUUGGGGCUGCUGGACUUGGCCCAGAAGAAGCUGUACCAGGAUGUGAUGCUGGAGAACUUCCGGAAUCUGGUCUCAGUGGGGUGUCACCCCUUUAGACAUGAUAUAUUUCACUUAGAAAAGGAAAAAAGGCUUUGGGUGGUGAAGACAGCAACUCAAAGAGAAGGGAAGUCAGAAGAAAAGAUCCAAAGUGAGAUGGAGGCUAUUUCAGAAGUAGGACCACAUGAAGAGCUUUCCUGCUGGCAGAUCUGGCAACACAUUGCAAGUGACUUAACCAGGUGUCAAGACUCCAGGAUAAAACGUUUUGAAUUCCACCACCAACAUGACUCCCCUGGCCAGAAUGGGGCCGGACUAUCUGUAAUUCACACUGGCCAGACACCUCCUCAGUGUAAUGAAUGUACAAAAUCUUUUGGUGAUCUCUCCAACUUUGAUCUUCAUCAACAAAUACACUCAGGAGAGAAGUCUCAUACAUGUUGUGAGUGUGGAAAAAGCUUCUGUUACAGCUCAGCACUUCGCAUUCAUCAGAGAGUUCACUCGGGAGAGAAACGCUAUAAGUGUGAUGAGUGUGGCAAGGAAUUCAGCCAGAGUUCACAGCUGCAAAUUCAUCAGAAAGUCCACACUAGGGUCCACACAGGAGAGAAACCUUAUAAAUGUGAGGAGUGUGGUAAAUGCUUUGUUCAACCUUCACAAUUUCAGGCCCAUUGGCAAAUUCACAUGGGAGAGAAACCACAUGUAUGUAAAGUGUGUGGUAAGGGCUUCAUUUACAGUUCAAGUUUUCAAGCCCAUCAGGGAGUCCACACAGGAAAGAAACCAUACAGAUGCGAUGAGUGUGGGAAGAACUUCAGGAUGAAAAUCCAUUAUCAAGUUCAUCUGGUUGUCCACACAGGAGAAAAACCCUAUAAAUGUGAGGUACGUGGGAAAGGGUUUCGUCAGAGUUCAUAUCUUAAAAUCCAUCAGAAGGCCCACAGCGUAGAGAAACCCUACAAGUGCAAGGAGUGUGGGCAAGGCUUCAAUCAGAAUUCACGACUUCAGAUCCACCAGCUGAUCCAUACUGGUGAGAAACCAUACAAAUGUGAAGAGUGUGGGAAGGGAUUCAGUCGUAGAGCCGAUCUUAAAAUUCACUGCAGAAUCCACACUGGAGAGAAACCGUACAAUUGUGACAAGUGUGGAAAAGUCUUUAGUCAGGCAUCUCAUCUUCUGACCCACCAGAGAGUCCACAGUGGAGAAAAGCCAUUCAAAUGUGAAGAGUGUGGCAAGAGCUUCAGUCGGAGUUCACACCUUCAAGCCCACCAAAAAGUCCACAUUGGAGAAAAGCCAUACAAAUGUGAGGAGUGUGGGAAGGGCUUUAAUUGGCAUUCACGCCUGCAGGCUCAUCAGCGAAUCCACACUGGGGAGAAACCUUACAAAUGUGAUGCAUGUGGCAAGGGCUUCAGUUAUAGCUCACACCUAAACAUCCAUUGUAGAAUCCACACAGGUGAGAAACCGUAUAAGUGUGAGGAGUGUGGGAAAGGCUUCAGUGUGGGUUCCCACCUCCAGGCCCAUCAGAUAAGCCACACGGGAGAGAAACCUUACAAAUGUGAGGAGUGUGGGAAGGGCUUCUGCCGGGCCUCAAAUCUUCUGGACCAUCAGAGAGGCCAUAGUGGAGAGAAACCAUAUAAAUGUGAGGAGUGUGGGAAAGGUUUCAGUCAGGCCUCAAAUCUUCUGGCCCAUCAGAGAGGCCACACUGGAGAAAAACCGUACAAAUGUGGUACAUGUGGGAAGGGCUUCAGCCGGAGUUCAGAUCUUAAUGUUCAUUGUCGAAUCCACACAGGAGAGAAGCCCUAUAAAUGUGAGAAGUGUGGGAAGGCCUUCAGUCAGUUCUCAAGCCUUCAAGUGCAUCAGAGAGUCCACACUGGAGAGAAACCAUAUCAGUGUGCAGAGUGUGGGAAAGGCUUCAGUGUGGGCUCACAGCUGCAGGCCCAUCAGAGAGUCCACACAGGGGAAAAACCAUAUAAAUGUGAGGAGUGUGGGAAAGGCUUCAGUUGGAGCUCCACACUUAACAGUCAUUGUAUGGUCCAUACUGGAGAGAAACCAUACAAAUGUGAGGAGUGUGGGAAGUGUUUCACUUGUAGCUCAAAUCUGCAUAUCCACCAGAGGGUCCACACAGGAGAGAAGCCUUAUAAAUGUGAGGAGUGUGGUAAAUGCUUUGUUCAACCUUCACAAUUUCAGGCCCAUCGGAGAAUUCACACAGGAGAGAAACCAUAUGUAUGUAAAGUGUGUGGUAAGUGCUUCAUUUACAGUUCAAGUUUUCAAGCCCAUCAGGGAGUCCACACAGGAGAGAAACCAUACAGAUGCAAUGAGUGUGGGAAGAACUUCAGGAUGAAAAUCCAUUAUCAAAUCCACCAGCUGAUCCAUACUGGUGAGAAACCAUACAAAUGUGAAGAGUGUGGGAAGGGAUUUAGUCGUAGAGCCGAUCUUAAAAUUCACUGCAGAAUCCACACUGGAGAGAAACCGUACAAUUGUGACAAGUGUGGAAAAGUCUUUAGUCAGGCAUCUCAUCUUCUGACCCACCAGAGAGUCCACAGUGGAGAAAAGCCAUUCAGAUGUGAGGAAUGUAGCAAGAGCUUCAGUCGGAGUUCACACCUUCAAGCCCACCAAAAAGUCCACACUGGAGAAAAGCCAUACAAAUGUGAGGAGUGUGGGAAGGGCUUUAAUCGGAAUUCACACCUUCAGUCCCAUCAGAGAGUCCAUACGGGAGAGAAACCGUACAAAUGUGAGGAGUGUGGGAAGGGCUUCAUUUGUAGCUCAAAUCUAUACAUUCACCAGAGAGUCCACACAGGAGAAAAACCCUACAAAUGUGAGGAAUGCGGGAAAGGCUUUAGUCGGCCUUCAAGUCUUCAGAUCCACCAGCUGAUCCAUACUGGUGAAAAACCAUACAAAUGCGAAGAGUGUGGGAAGGGAUUCAGUCGGAGAGCAGAUCUUAAAAUUCACUGCAGGAUCCACACUGGAGAGAAACCGUACAAUUGUGAGGAGUGUGGAAAAGUCUUCAGGCAGGCCUCAAAUCUCCUGGCCCAUCAGAGAGUUCAUAGUGGAGAAAAGCCAUUCAAAUGUGAAGAAUGUGGCAAGAGCUUUGGUCGGAGUUCACACCUUCAAGCCCACCAAAAAGUCCACACUGGAGAAAAGCCAUACAAAUGUGAGGAGUGUGGGAAGGGCUUUAAUCAGGCCUCAAGUCUUCAGCUUCAUCAGAGUGUCCACACUGGAGAGAAGCCCUACAGAUGUGAUGUGUGUGGUAAAGUCUUCAGUCGGUCUUCACAACUGCAGUCUCAUCAGAGAGUCCACACAGGGGAGAAACCUUACAAGUGUGAGACUUGUGGCAAGGCCUUUGGCAGCAGCACAGGCCUCAUCAUCCAUUACCGGACGCACACAGGGGAGAAACCUUACAGAUGCGAGGAGUGCGGUAAAUGCUUCAGCCAGAGUUCCAAUUUUCAGUGCCAUCAGAGGGUCCACACGGAAGAGAAGCCCUACAAGUGUGAAGAGUGCGGGAAGGGCUUCGGCUGGAGUGUCAACCUCCGUGUUCAUCAGCGGGUCCACAGGGGCGAGAAACCCUACAAGUGUGAGGAGUGCGGGAAGGGCUUCACGCAGUCGUCCAAGCUCCAGACCCACCAGCGAGUCCAUACUGGGGAGAAGCCCUACAGGUGCGACGUGUGCGGCAAGGACUUCAGUUACAGUUCCAACCUGAAGCUGCACCAGGUCAUUCACACCGGAGAGAAACCAUACACCUGCGAGGCGUGCGGCAAGGGCUUCAGCUGGAGGUCCAACCUUCAUGCCCAUCAGCGAGUCCACUCUGGAGAGAAGCCCUACAAAUGUGAGGCGUGUGACAAGAGCUUCAGUCAGGCCAUAGACUUCCGGGUCCAUCAGCGAGUCCACACAGGCGAGAAACCCUACAAGUGUGGUGUCUGCGGGAAGGGCUUCAGCCAGUCCUCGGGUCUUCAGUCCCAUCAGAGGGUCCACACCGGGGAGAAGCCCUACAAGUGCGACGUGUGUGGGAAGGGCUUCCGAUACAGUUCCCAGUUUAUUUAUCACCAGAGGGGCCACACCGGUGAAAAGCCUUACAAGUGUGAGGAGUGUGGGAAAGGCUUCGGGCGGAGCCUGAACCUUCGCCACCACCAGAGGGUCCACACAGGAGAGAAACCCCACAAGUGUGAGGAGUGUGGGAAGGCCUUCAGCCUCCCCUCCAACCUUCGAGUCCACCUGAGUGUCCACACCCGGGAGAAACUGUUUAAAUGCGAGGAGUGUGGGAAGGGCUUCAGUCAGAGUUCUCGGCUUCAAGCCCACCAGAGGGUCCACACAGGAGAAAAACCCUACAAGUGCAACGUAUGCGGUAAGGACUUCAGUCACCGUUCACGGCUGACAUACCAUCAGAAAAUCCACACUGUAAGGCCUCAUACCUUCAAGCCCAUCAGAAUCCAUACCGGGGAGAAGCCCUACAAAUGUGAUGUGUGUGAUAAGAACUUCAGCUGGAAUUUCCAUCUUCAGACCCAUCAGAGAGUUCACACAGGAGAGAAACCCUAA